Haemonchus placei is the source of this 684-nucleotide messenger RNA. The record is from the annotation of a GenBank genome assembly. NCBI's taxonomy places the organism in Eukaryota, Metazoa, Nematoda, Chromadorea, Rhabditida, Trichostrongylidae.
CUGAAAACUAUUGUGAACCGUGCCUGCGAGCUAUUCUUCCGAAAAGAAGUUGUGCCACUCGCUCAGGCAUUCGAGGGCAAUAACACAUUCGACGAAGCGGAAGCUAAGUGCGUGGCUGAAGGCGGACAUCUGGUUUCUAUCCACAGCGAUGAAGAAAACGAUUUCGUCUACGGUACGUUACAUGUAGCUCGGGCGAUAUCCGUCCUGAUGACAGACCUCACUCGUUUCAUUUGCUCAAGUAGCUCUAAUUUAGAUAUCUCGAUGACAAAAAUGGUUUCCAAGGAUUAUAGAGACUUUACUUGGAUUGGCCUAGGGCGAUUGGAUUGGCCGAAAGACGACAAGUGGAAAUGGACUGAUGGCACGCCAGUGGAUUAUUUGAAUUGGGCACCUGCGGAGCCAGAUAACAUACAGAGAAAAGAACACUGUAGUAUGGAAAGCUCUUCAAAAUACAUGCUAACGAACCCACCCCCAACUGUUUCCUUUCCUGUAACCAUGCCCCAUGAUCUCAAGCCGUCGCAACUCCAUCUCGCAACACCACCCUAUUUCUUUUUUUUUCUGGCCAAGAACCCGCGAAGAUCGAUAGACGUAUUAAGCAAGUUUACAAGAAGGGUGCUCCUGCAAGAUGCACAAUUCACAAGUGGCACACGAAGUUCACGUCGUACGACCAUUCCAUCGAAAAUGUAG